ACUCUGUUUAGUCUGUGUGUGUUUAUCAUGACUCCCACGAGUUUUUUGCCAAAAUUAAUAAUGAUAAUAAUAAAUAAUAACAACAAUAAAAAAAAAUAAAAAAUUAUAUUCAAUGCAUGAUUAUUUGUAAUGAGUGACGACAAUGUGUGAAAUAAUUCAUAAUGCAUUGAAUAAAAAAUUAAUAUUUAAAAAAGAAAUGUUGUUUAAAUCAGUGUACAAUCAACUUAUCAAUUAAUUUAACAUGGCAUAUGAUUGUUAAUAUUAUAUUUAAGUACUUUGGCCUUGUCGCUAAAUUUGUUUUAUGAUUCGUCAAAGGGUCAUCUAUUAUUUCUUUCUCUUUCACACAUAGUCUAAAUAUUUUUUUUAAUAGCUUUAAUUUAAAAAAACAAAAAAAAAACAUUUAUUUUUUUGAAAGAUAAUAUUGAAUAACAAUGUUAUGUUAAACAUUUAAAAUAUUAAUUAGAAAAUAAUGAUUAAACAGCAAAACUUUAUCACUAAUAAAAUAGUCGCUUUGAUGAUAAUAAAAACAAAAAGGAGGAAAAAAUAUAUCAAAAAAAAAACUAAUCUAAAUGAGCAAUUUUAAUAUUCUUGAUGGUAUUCAUAACGGUUGUGUAACUAAUGAUAAUUUUAUACUUGAAAUAUUCUACAAAUCAACAUAUGAAUCUAAAUAAUUUUUAAUCUAUUAAUUCUUUUUUUUAUUUUUUUGUUUUUUUUUAUUUCUUUUAGCUUUGAUGGAUAAUUUAAGAGAAAAAAAAAAAUUGCCAAAUGGUGCUUAAUGAUGAUCAUCAAAUAAAGCUUUUAAUGAUUUUUAUUUUUUCAGUUAUAAAAUAUAGUUGGUAUAGAUAAGCAAGCCAACACAAGAAGACAUGUUAAUAACAAAAGUUUUUCGUUGAGGUGAAAUGUCUCGAACUUUGCCGGACAGAGUUGCUGGGCUUUAUUAUGCCCAUGGUCUUUUUUGCUCAUCAUAUCCAUAUCCAGUACUUUUUGUUGCAAUAUCUGUUGUACUACUAUGCUGUUAUCCAUUGGGAAAUCUGCCAAUGCCUGGCAAUGUACCACGUGCUGUUAUAAAUCAAACGAGUUUGCCUUUAAAUAAUACAAAUGGACCAGCUUUUUAUAUACAACAAGUUGCAUUGAGAGUUGGUGUUAUACCAUGGAAAAAUGAUCUUGCAUUAUCUGAUGCAUUCAGGGGACCACUUUAUGAAGUUUUUAAUUUGUUAGAAAUAAUACAAAAUUAUCAGGAUCCAGAAACAUCAAAAAAUCUUGGUCAAGUAUGUCUACAUGUCGAGGAUAUACGAAAAAAAAAAUCAAAACCACCAGACAUUUUACCAGAGUAUAAUUGUCUUGUUUUAUCACCAGCAAAUUUAUGGCGACAAAGUUUAGAAAUAUUUAAUCAAGAUACAAAUAUUCUUGGAACAAUAUUUUCAUAUCAGAAUUUACAAAAAGGAAAAAAUAGUAUUGCUGAAAUGGCUUUUGGUAUGAAUUUAAAAGAGACUGGAGUAAAAAGAUAUCCUGUUCGUGUUCGUCAAAGAAUAUUGCAAUAUGCUGUCACGAUAUUUUUAAAAGAAUACGAUCCAAGAUUUAUAAAUGGUUUAAAGAGUCGUUUGACAUCAUACUACUCACUUCAUCAGUCGAAAGAUAAAAAUGAAAUAUUUUCAAGUGAUGAAACGUUGCAUAUAAUUUAUCCUGGUGAAUUUAAUUAUAAUGAUUUCUUUCCACUUAUGAUGACAUUUGUUGCAUUAUUUUUUUACGUUUAUUUUUCAAUGCGUAAAAUUGAACUUGUUAAAUCAAAAAUAACCGUUGCAAUAUGUGCAACAUUAACAGUUAUAUUAUCACUAUCAAUGACAAUUGGUGUUUGUUUUUUUUUUGGUUUAACAAUGAGUAUGAGUGGUAAAGAAAUAUUUCCUUAUCUUGUUAUAAUUGUUGGUCUUGAAAAUGUACUUGUAUUGACAAAAAGUGUUGUAAGUACACCAACACAUCUUGAUGUUAAAAUACGUGUUGCACAAGGUUUAUCAAAAGAAGGCUGGUCAAUAACUAAAAAUUUAUUAACUGAAGUUACAAUAUUGACUAUUGGACUAUUUACAUUUGUACCAGCAAUUCAAGAAUUUUGUAUAUGUGCUAUUGUUGGUUUAUUAAAUGAUUUUUUUUUACAAAUUGUUGUAUUUUCAACAAUACUUGCACUUGAUACAAGAAAAACUGAGCUGUCUGGUGAUAAUAAUAAAUAUCAUUAUCCAAAUAUACCAAUAACAAGAAAACAACAAUUUACAACAACAGCAACAACAACAACAGCAAAACCAACAUUUUAUCGUUCAAAAUCACAUCCAAAAUUAAAUGGUAUGACAAUUGAACCGACAAAUAUCAUUGCACCAACAAGUAAAAAUCAAAAAAUCAUUGUUAAAUUACCGAAACGUUUGAGACUUGUACAUUUUUGGGCAAGAACAAGAAUAUUUCAACGUGCAUUUAUGGUUUGGAUGGUUGUUUGGAUAAGUAUGAUUAUUUAUAACUCUAGUAUUGUUGAACAAUUAAUACAUUUGAGUGAUACGUUGAAACCUGAUGCUGUUAUUGAUAGCUAUACAAUUGAUAGACCUCACACAAUCAAAAGUUAUGUUGGAUUAAAUAAAGCUAAAUCUGUUGUUGCAACAACAGAAAAUCCAGAAAAUAUUCUUGAACAGUUACAAAAUAAUAGUAAUAGCAACAAUGACACCGAUAAUAUUACUGAUGAAUUAAAUAAAUUACGACCAGUUGAUUUUCCACCGUGGAAUCGUUUGUCAUUGUAUCACUGGUCAUCAAUACUCAACAUGUACAAUAUAUCUGUUGCUGGUGAACAACUUACAAUUUUACCAACAAUAAAAUUAUCUCACGCAGUAAAUCCACAAUUAGCACGGCAAAUAAAUAAUCCAAAUGAUAUUCAACAUUUUCAAUGGCAAAGUCUUGCAACUGCUGCACUUGAUCCACUUGAUUUUUCAGAUAUUGAAGUGCCAAUAAGAUCAGAAGGUCGUGGUGUUUUUAAUACUGAUACACCGUUUGUACCAUCAAGUCCCAUGGAAAUAUUUUUAGCAGCAUUAUUAUGUUUAAUAAGUGUUAUUGUUGUUGCAUAUACAAUGGUUGUACUUUAUCGUUGUAUAUGCUCAAGAAAUUAUGCUGAAUGGCGUGCAAGUUGGUAUCAACAAGAAAAAAAUAAUGAUUCAUUUUCACAAGUUGUUUUGGAAGCAUUGCCAUUAUCAUUAGAGGGACAUUCACAAGAAAUUGAAUGUGUUGCAACUGAUGGUGAUACCAUAGCAAGUACAUGUCUUUCUGGUCAUAUUAAAAUAUGGGAUUCAAUAAGUGGUGAUAUGUUGACACAUAUAAAUAGAAAACAAUUUUUUAAUAAUAAACCAAAAAAUGAUAAUUUAAUUAAUGACAAUGAUGAAUUAAUGUCAGAUUAUGAAAGUGGUUCACCACCAUCAAGAGGUGAAAUUGAUACAAAUUUAUGCUCUGUAUUAAAAAAUGUAAAUCAACAAGAAAAAUCAACAACAUCAUCAUCAUCAAAUGGAAUUGAAAAAAAUUUAUAUGACAAUGAUUAUAAAAUAAAUAAUAAUAAAAAAUAUAAAUUACAAAAUUAUAAUCAAUUAUUUGAUUAUCCAAAUUUACGUUCAACAAUAAAUACAAAAUUUUCAACAAUUAAAUAUCAAUCAAAGCAAACAAAUUAUGAUAAUGGUUUUGAUUAUGGUGAUAAUAUUACAAAUUUAUUUAAACAAUAUAAAAAUUCAUCAGAUAUAUUAUUAAAUGAACUUGAAAAUAAUAAUAUAUUUAUUGAUUCAAAUGAAUUUAAUAAUAAUCAUAAUUUAAAUGACAGUACAAGCUCAUUAAAUAAUAAUAGUAAUAAUAAUAAUAUCAAUAUUAAUAAUAAUAUUAAUGAAAAAACAGUACCAUCAAUAUGGUGCAUUGAUUAUCAAGAAAAUAUACUUGUUGUUGGUUGUGCAAAUGGUGUACUUGAAUUUUGGGAAGGUACAACUGGUCGUUUUAAAUGUUAUUUUGAUGAUGGUUCAGGUAUUGGUAUAUCAUCUGUUAAAUUAAUAUGGAAUCGUGUUAUUGCUGCAAAAUUAAAUGGUUCACUUGAUUUUCUUGAAUUGGAAAGAUACAAUGCAAAUGAUGGUAAUAAAAGUAGUUGGGGUUUUACAUCUGGUAGAAGAACACAUGUUAGAACUGGUAGUGCUGGUUCACCAAUGGAUAUUAAUAAUACAAUACAAACUGAACAAGAUUUAAGAUGUUUAAAAAAAUGUACACAUCGUGCACAUCAACAAGCAAUAACUGUAUUAGAUAGUGAGGGUGGUCGUGUGUUAACUGGUAGUCAAGAUCAUACACUUAAAGUAUUUAGACUUGAGGAUCAACAACCAUUAUAUACAUUACAUGGACAUUGUGGACCAAUAUCAUGUUUAUUUAUUGAUAGAAUGAGUCCAAUGACAUCUGGAAGUGGUUCACAAGAUGGAUUAUUAUGUGUAUGGGAUUUAUUAUCAGGUACAUGUGUUUAUAGUAUUCAAGCACAUGAUGGAUCAGUUGCUGCAAUAACAUGUUCAGCUUCUUAUGUUAUAAGCAUUGGUACUGAUGAACGUCUAUGUGUUUGGGAACGUUUUCAAGGACAUUUAUUACAUGCAUUACCAGCACAUAGAUCUGCUUAUAGUUUACAAUUAAUUAUGCUUACACAUAAUUUAUUAAUAACUAGUAAUCAGGGCUCAUUAAUUGUUUGGGAUGUAAGCACUGGUGAACCAAUUAAAGAAGUGAGAUUAGGACACAAAGACAGUUGUGUUUAUGUGAAACAAAUGAUUUCACUUAGGGAAAGCAUUGUUUGUGAUUUUGGACGACAAUUACGAAUAGUCAAAUUUCCACUUAUUUUCAAUAAGACGGAGUAGCUUUUUUUUUUUUUCUUUUAAUAAUAAUAAUAAUAAAAUUUGUGCUUUUGUUUUUUUUUUUUUUUUUUUUACAAUUCAGCAAUAUUUAUUUCUUUUAAUUUUUUGAACUGACAAAAUGUCGAUAUUUAAAAUAUUUUAUACGUAUUAUUAUUGUUCAUUGAAUCGUUUUAUUUAUUAGUAAUGAAUGCGUUAUUUGUGAGUGCUUGUGAGUUAACAAUAACUGAUGAAAUUUACAAUCAAAGCGAAUUUUUUUUUUUUUUUUCAUUUAACUCGAAUGGCUGUGCAAAAAAUAUUGGGUAGUUUUGUUAGUUUUUUUUUUUUUUAAACUCAAUAUUUAAUGGUAAAACGCCAGUGUACAGAAAGAGAAAAAAAAACAAAUUUCAAAGAAUAUUUAGUAAAUAAAAAGGCUGGU
Messenger RNA from Aphidius gifuensis, 5298 nucleotides. It is a transcript of the gene SCAP, whose product is annotated as sterol regulatory element-binding protein cleavage-activating protein. Lineage: Eukaryota; Metazoa; Arthropoda; Insecta; Hymenoptera; Braconidae. The transcript has 8 exons. The record is from RefSeq and is a predicted model, not a curated record. Bases 900 to 4886 code for a protein of 1328 amino acids. Gene Ontology annotation, cellular component: endoplasmic reticulum membrane; Golgi membrane. Gene Ontology annotation, molecular function: protein binding; sterol binding. Gene Ontology annotation, biological process: SREBP signaling pathway.